This is a messenger RNA of Caenorhabditis elegans, 2829 nucleotides long. RefSeq names its product Gamma-glutamyltransferase (gene Y97E10AR.2). Bases 24 to 2021 code for a protein of 665 amino acids. The record is from RefSeq and is marked reviewed. NCBI's taxonomy places the organism in Eukaryota, Metazoa, Nematoda, Chromadorea, Rhabditida, Rhabditidae. The transcript has 9 exons. Gene Ontology annotation, molecular function: glutathione gamma-glutamate hydrolase. Gene Ontology annotation, biological process: glutathione catabolic process.
AUUUAAUUCACAAAUGCGCACGAAUGCGACCUCGUAAAUUAAGACAUCGGCCUUCGGAUGAGCUCAUCGAUAUUCGAGAAAGAGGUCUUCCAUGGCUCUUCUCGGUGUUUGUUGUUUUAUUCCUACUGCUGACCAUACUCUUGUUUUAUUUUAUUUUCACAACUCGAGAUGUUUAUUUGUCACAAAAACAGGCACUAGAAGAGGAGGAUAUUAAGAAGAAAGAAGUUGCAGCACAUACAAAACAGGAAAGCGAAGAGGAUGAUGAGACGUGGAAAGAGCACACAAGGAGGAAAGGAAAAGGAAAAUCAGCUGAGGAGAAAGUACAUGUUGAUAUUGUGCCCAUAAUGAGUCGGAAAACUGGGGAGCCGGAUAAACCGUCUUUAUUGGACUCAAGCAUCAAUGCAACUUUAGUCGUUCCUCCAAAUUCCACAAUUAUUAUUGAUACUGAAACGACUACAACUUUUACAACUACAACAGAAAAACCUACGACCAUACCCUCUACAACCACAUCUUCUACAACUACAACAACUACAACCACGACCACAGAAGAGCCUACUACUACAACUAGCCCAAUAGCAACAACAACUACAUCAACUUCUACAACAACGACCGAAACUCCAACAACAUCUGAAGCCACAACCCAUGAGCCUACUGCUUCCACCGAGCUACCACCACCCGAUGCGCCAAAUGAUUAUAUUGAUUCAGAAGAAGCACAAAACAUUUCUGCGUCUCAGGAAUCUGGCGAAACCACGGAUGUGUUAUUGGAAUUGGAAGAUGAUAAUAUUGAGGAUGUUCAGGUUGAAGAGUACGAAGAAACUACAAAGUCUCCAACUGUUUCCACAUCAACAUCUGAGCCCAUGGCAGCUGCCCCCAUCACAGAUGCUCCAAAAACUGAAAACGUUUCAAGAAACUAUACCAGAAUUAUUUGGGAUCGUCGCACAGUUCGAAGCAGCUCUGAAAAAUUCUCAAAGUUCGCUAUCAUCUCCCAUCAUGAAGAUUGCAGUGAAAUUGGAAAAAAAAUCCACGAAACUGGUGGAAACGCUGUUGAUGCAAUGGUUGCGACAGAAUUUUGUAUAUCGGCUGUUCAUCCGCACACUACAGGACCGGGUUUUGGAGCUGUUAUAGUACUUCACUCAAAAAAGAAAAACGGAACUUUUGUAAUCGAUGGAAGAGAGCGUGCUCCAAAGAAUGCGAACAAAAAUACGUUUGUAAUAAAUCCCACAAUUGCACAUAUUGGAUACUCAUCAAUGGGUGUUCCUGGUUGGAUUUCAGUUUUAUGGACUGCUUACAAACAAUUUGGAAGUGGGAAGAUAGUAUGGAAAUCUUUGAUCGAACCAACUAUAGAACUUUUGAAAACAAAUCGAGUGAGAAUCGAUCGACUGCUGGGGCAAGCGUUUGAAUCUCGAAGGAACCAUAUACUCCAUGAAAAAAGUUUCGACAACUGGCUGAGUCAGGCAACUAGAGAAGGAGCUGUACUUCGAAAUGAGCAAUAUGAAGAUUUCCUGAAACUGUUAAAAGAGUCUGUACAUGCUGAACACGAUUUUUAUGGAGGGCAAUUUGUCAAAAUUAUUGUGGAAGAAAUGAAGAGCAGAGGAGGUCUGAUAUCAAGACAAGAUCUCGAGAGUUAUAGUUGUAUUGUAACAAGAGCUGAAACUCUCUCUAUUGGAGAUCAUUUUCUCGUGGGACCGCAUCUUCCCUAUCAUUUCCCAAUUCUUGGAAAAGUUUUUCAAAAUAUCACCGAAUCAUUUCCAUCAAACCCAGAAUAUAUUUUGGAAUAUUAUGUGGACUUUGUAAAACUGCUUCAAAAAGCCAACAUUAUGAAACACUUUGUCGGAGAUGACCUUUUCGAACCAGAAGUUAAACCAAAAAUAGAUGAAUGGACGACUCCCGUACAGUUUAAAGCUGAAGAGCAAGUUGAACAAAAUCAAUCAAAAAAGAAGCCCAUCUCGUUCUCCAGGGUCCAGAGUUCAGACGAAGAAGGGAACUCUGUAAACUUUAUGUCAACGAAUAAUGUUCCGUAAGUUAAUAUGCAAUCUUGAAAAGCAUACACAACGAAAUUUGUCAAUUGACUUUUUUUGGAAAAUACUCAAAGUCAUCAGUGAUAUUAAUUGUAAAAGAUAAUAACUUUUAAAAGAUCGAAAAAAUUAACUUGCAAUUUAUUUUUUAACUCAAAGUUUAUCCAAAACCUCGAGAAAAAUAAUUGCUCUUCUAUUCGUAAGCGUUCAAAUAAUUUCAUAUGGGGAUCAGUUCGACGUAGUUCUGUAUUGGGAUUUGUCUGGAACAACGCUAUGAGCUCAUUUGAUGUUUUUUGUAAACACGAUACAAACUGUGUUCGUGGCGGUAAACGACCAAGUGUGACCAAUGGAUUUCCCACUAUUCUUUUGGAUUCCAAUAAAUAUCCUCAACUUUUAAUAUCACCAACUGCAAACUCUCUGGAAACCACUGCAGCCCUGGUAAUUCAAUCGACUUUGAUGAAUAUGCUUCCCCAACUCUCUCUGGAUCAUCCUCGGAUAUACCCUCAAUCAAUUGACCAAGUAUUAGUAGAAACUGGAGUACCUCAAGUUCUUUAUCGAACACUUUGGACAGAUUUUCGGGCUCAAUUCACUCAUCCAACUAGUCCAGUCACUCUUCUUUAUCGUGACACUGAAAAUUCCAGAGUUGAAGCUCUUUGUGACUUUCGACAAAAUACAAAAAUAUGUUAUGCAAGUGGUACUUGAGUUGGUAAAACUAGAUUCCCCUUUUUUUUUUAAUUUGUUAUCUCACGUGUUUUUAAGAAAUCUACGGGUAUUUGUAAUUUCUUGUUUGUUCUUCAAUAAAGCUUCUUACAAC